AUGUGGGCCGCUGGAGUCGUUCUCUUCAUGCUCAUUUCCGGAGUCCCGCCCUUCGACGGAAACACCGAAGCUGAAGUCGCCUCAAAGAUUUUGACAAGCCCUGUGCAGUUUCUCCAGCCUUGCUGGCAGCACGUGUCCGAGGAGUGCAAGGACUUGAUUCGGCGGCUUCUGUACAACCCGUUUCUGUCGAAUGCGUCGCCGUUCUACUCUGCGUCUCUGCCGGCGUCGUACGAAGAUCUGGCGUCGCUCUCAGGGGCAGCGGCGCGACCGCUGUCCGUCGAUUUCCUCUCCGUGACAAGAGCAACUGCAGUCCCAGGGUCGUUCAUGUGCGCGGCGUCGCCCUUUGCGCCGUGGUCGUCGCCGGCGUCUUCCGCCUCGUCGCUUCCUCCGUCGUCUUCGCUACCCUCGUCGCCACUCCCUUCACCGCUGCCUUCUGCGCCGCGUUCGUCCUCUCCGUCCGCCGCUUCUUCUUCGUCACCCGGGCCCCCGAGUGGAUGUCCAUUGAGCAGGGACGGUGCAUCUGGAGAGGCGACGAUGCAGGACUCUUUCGAGGGGAUUGCUGGGCAGCCCGCGGAGGCCGUGUCGUGUUUCCCUGCACCGACCGCGACUCCGGCUGAGGGCAGCCUGCAAACGGGCGCCAGUGCCCGGCCCUCGGAUGUCGAUGCCUCGCUCGGUGUCGAGUCCGGCGUUCAACCUGGGUGCACAGGAGGCUCGGCUUCGCUUUGGACAGCCGAGCAGCGACGGCGGCUUCGCGCCCGCGUGGGGGGGGGGGAGCCGUGCACGGGCGGGAUGGGCUCCACAGUCCGCGCGGCGGACGCCCUGGCGCCCUCCGCCUCGCUGGUGCCGUCGGUCGCCUCGGGCGGGGGCGCCGGCUCGUCUUCGCCGCCUCCGUCGCCGGCUUCGUGGAUCAGCCCGGUCUCCGGCGCGUUUCGGCCCGCGGUCGCCGUCCAGCCGCCUGCAGCGGCGGCUUGGCUAGACGGAGCGCUCCAGAAAUCCUCGAGGCGGGGUGCUUUGGGCAGCCUCGUCGAGGGCGGCGAGAAGCGAGAAACGGAGAUCUUCGUCGGGCGCUCGUCCGCACAGGCUGCGAGUGCUUCGGGCGCGGCCCCCGGCUUGGGCGCCGACGGGGCGCGGCGCCAGGCCGAAGCGGCAAAAGAGUGCGUGCUCGAGCGGGACGACGAGGCGAGAACUGCCCAGAACCGGCCCGCGCUUGAUCGGAUGCGAGAGAGAGGACCGCAAGAGGGAGAACGCGAAGGCGCUCAGGGUCAAUCUGCUGAAACGCCUUGUGCAGGCGUACAAACAACGGUAUUCGUGGCAACAACCGUGACUCCCUCGUCGCCUCCCGGUCCCCCGGCUGCCGCUGUCAGUGAGCAAGCAGGCUGUCCGGCCAGCUCUCUCUCGCCGAAUGCAUGCUGGGACGCCGCAUCUUCAGCGGAGCUGACUGAACGCCAGUAUGGCACGCGACUCUCGUCAGCCAAGUCGCCCUCCCGCGCGUCCUCGGGCGCUGCGACACAGCCGCCAGGGGUCUUCUGUCCGCUGCCUCAGCUGCAUCCGCCGUCUCAAUCGCCGAGCCCGUGCGUUGCUGGCGUGUCUGCCGGCGCCCCCAGCGCGUUCGUCCCGCCGGCGGCCCCGUUGUCGUCUCCGCCAGGCGAGCUGCCGCCGCCGCAGUUGACGCCGUGUCUGAGUCGGGUGCCCGCGUCGCUGUGCCCAGUGAAGCCGGAAGAGGCGGGCGUGUUUCGCUGCCGCUUCCUGCUGCUGCUCAGCGCCACCGCGUGGCGCUGCUUCGCCGCGCUCGGCCCACUUCAGCGCGCCCUCCGCACCGUUCUCGCUCGCGAGAUGGAAGACGAGCUCGAAGUCCGGAUUCUGCGGGAGGUCUUCUGCGCCCUAGACAGGCGCCACAGAGGCACGCUUGCACCGGACGACUUCGUGUGGGGUCUGAACGUGGCGCGCGAGAUGGUCACGACGGAGUGCAGCUGCUGGGUAAUGGUGCAGGCGAAGCAGGAGGCUUUGGUCCCCUCGGGAUGCGUUGGCCUUCACGCGUCGGAUUCAACUGCUUCGCUUGCGUUCAGCAGCGUGUCGGGCAAACGCGAGGCGCUUUCGUGCUGCAGUUCACAGGCGAGUCUCCCGGUCGACGGCGACCCCACAGGGGGCGAGCGCGAGCCCCCGGAGCAGAGGUCGAGGGAGACGAGUGCGACCGAGGCAGCCGACGCCCUCGCGCGGUUCGUCGCGGAUCGUCCAGAGCGCAUCUCGGUUCUCGCCGCGGCGCCGCUCGCCAGUGCGGCCUUGCCGCCCAGUCUCCACUCGCUGCUGAGGCUGGCGAGCGCCGGAGACGCGGACGGCGACGGGCCUGCAGUCGACCAGAUUUUGCCGUACCUGAUGAACCUGCAUGCGCUACUUGGCGUCGCGCCGCCCGACGUCCUCUGCGAGUAUUUUGCCUUGCCCCGCGCCCCCCCGUGGACUCGCGCGGCGCUCUGCACACACGCCCGAGCGACCGAAGGGACUGCGGGCGACGCAGUGCCUCAAAACAGAGACCAAGACGACCUGUGGACGAUCGACGACGUUAUCGCCGGGCUAGACACCGACGGGAGCGGGAGCAUCGAGUUCGUCGAGUUCCUGGCCGCCACGCUCGCCGAUGUGGAUCUUGCAGAGCGAGAAGCCCUCAGCCGGGCGGCAUUUCGGUACUUCGACCGUAGCUUUGACGGCCUGGUGAGCUACCGCGAUCUUCUGGGGCUUCUGACUCUCCAGCCUGCGUCGCUGGCUUCCCCUCAUUCGCCUCCGCCGUCCUCGUGGUGUGUGCCGCCGGCGCGUGCGUCGUACGCGUCCACGCCGCCGGCUGCAAGCGGCGCUUCAUUUGCAUACUCGCCGUAUCCGAUGAGCGCGUCGCCUGCGGGCGAUUGCGCAAGGGGAACAGGCGUUGGAGGGUUCGAGGACGGCGUUUGCGAUCCCGGCGCGGAGCUUGAGCUCGGAGAAGGGGAGGGAUUUCUAAUGGACCUUGAGCGCGUCACAGCAGCGAAUCUGCCGCUCUACAGAGCUGUUUUGAAACAGAUUCAAGCUGUUGACGAGGACAAGGAUGGCUUCAUUAACUACGACGAGUUUCUGCGUCUGCUGGGAUAG
This is a messenger RNA of Besnoitia besnoiti, 3111 nucleotides long. RefSeq names its product calcium dependent protein kinase CDPK8. The coding region runs from base 1 to 3111 and encodes 1036 amino acids. The transcript is spliced from 5 exons. Gene Ontology annotation, molecular function: ATP binding; calcium ion binding; protein kinase activity. Lineage: Eukaryota; Apicomplexa; Conoidasida; Eucoccidiorida; Sarcocystidae. Gene Ontology annotation, biological process: protein phosphorylation. The record is from RefSeq and is a predicted model, not a curated record.